GACAGGAAACCAGUGUUUCAAGAGGAAAUUUGAUCACAUCUCUAGAUAACGCAGGUAUCCUAAACAAGUGUGCGAGUGAGUGCCUGCAGGCUUUAAGCUGCUGCCAGGAGCACAUAGUUUUUGGAUUGGUAAGAACUGCCAAAUGACGCUUCAUGAAAUAUAAAUGGAAGAAAGACUCGGAGAGAGCAAUAAAAACCCUCCACCCUUCAGUCUAGGAGGACCAGGGGAAGAAGUUCCGCAGCUACAGGAGAUGGCUCUGGGGAUUCCAAUGGCAGUCUGCCUCCUGUUCAAAGCAAUGGCGGCCGCGCUGACCGAGGAAGCAGAAGCACUCGUGAUGCCUCCUAGCACAGCGCAGCAGAGCAACUGGACGGUCAACAACACGGAAGCGGACUUCAUAGAAGGACCUGUAGCACUGAAGUUCCCCCACCCUUGUCUGGAAGACCAUCAUAGCUACUGUAUUAAUGGAGUGUGCGCAUUCCACCAUGAGCUGAAGAAAGCCAUUUGCAGAUGCUUCACUGGUUACACGGGAGAAAGGUGUGAGCAUUUGACCUUGACUUCAUAUGCUGUGGAUUCUUAUGAAAAGUACAUUGCAAUUGGGAUUGGUGUUGGAUUGUUAAUUAGUGCCUUUCUUGCUGUCUUACAUUGCUACAUAAGAAAAAGGUGUCUAAAUCAGAAAUCACCUUACAUCAUCUGCUCUGGGGGGAGACCAUUGUGAGACCUUAUAAGGCAUCCUCAUCAAGUCAAUGGGGACUCCAAUGGAGAUCUUCAGAUGAUACGGAAUGUACCAAGCUAACUUGAAAAUAAUGGAGGUUUGGGCGACAAUGCAAUAAGAGGAUAAAACUGAACAUUGGUUCUUAGUUUUACCAUCUUUGGGUGCCAUGAGUGCUAUGUGAACAAGCUACACAGAAGCCAAUGUCACAACCCUCCCUUGGGCUUGUUAUUGCGUGGUCAUUGUCACUGCAGGAGGACUUGUUCCAUGCUUCUGAUCAUCUCAGAUGUGAGUUUUCAUUUUAACUGUUUACCCCACAUCCAGUCAAAGUAAUGAAUGCCGUGCCUGAGUUCUUCAUGUACUCAACAUUUGGGGCCACCUGUUUCAAUGGACCUGAUCCCAAACCAUCUGUCCUGAUGGUAUUUCAGGGAAUUUGGUAUCAACUUUCAAAUGAAACCAAUGAAUGGGUCUUUGAGUGAACCAAAAAAUGCAUUUAACCUGAACCACUGGAAGAAAAUGGAGUAUCCAGGGCAAGCAUCAAUCACACCCAGCUGUGACAACAGUGUGGAGACUUUAUUUGUGGAGUUUGGAAUAAGCAAAUGAAUUCUUGAAGACUGCAAGUCACCUGGAUAGCAAGUCCUGAGUUGGCAAAACUGUCAUUUCUGGAUGGAUUAUAAAACCUUGUGCUGAGCUAAUCUGUCCCUUGAUGCUUAUCAUCUUAUCCUUCCAUUGGAAGGCUCACCUGAUGUCCUUCACUUGAACUGAAGUCCUAGAAUUCAUCUAACAACCAAAAGCUUCGAAUUGAUCCCUAAAUGGAAGCUGAAAACUAGCUAUAGGAUAUGGAAUGUUACCACUUUUGAUUGAUUGAUAACAUAUUUGCACAUAGAUAAAAAUGAAACAAUGGUAGAAAUACUUAGUUGGUAAUCAGGAUCCUUCUUUUGAACUGUGUUUCUGCCAUAAGAUCAAGUCUUGGGCAAGUCUUUUACUUUCUUUGGGCUUUGGCUGCAUUUUCUACAAGACCCUUGUAGCUCUAAAAUUGAACUGUAGGAGAAGAUAAAAACCAAACUCCUAUAUUUGUGCUUCAAGUCAGAUUAUCUUCAACACUUUCAUUAUCAAUCCCAUCUCUAACCCCAAAAUACCCCUGAAUAUUAUCCUAAGUAUAUAUUUUAAUGUUCACUUUGUAAGAUAAUAAUUUAUUUUUAGAAAAAAUACAAAAUGAAAUUACAGACUAAUAACAACUACUGUUUUCUCUUUCUGGAUUUAAUCUAGAACUAUGGCCUUAUUUCUGUUUCUCAUAAGCAGAACUUGAGAUUAAUUAAAAGUCAUACUUGAAUUCUUACAAUAGCAAAGUCCCAUGCAUAUAUUGAUAUAGCUUUUAAUCCACACUUUAGGUACAUUACAUUCUGCUUUCCUUUGAGAGAAGGUGUUUCCUUGGCUUUUUUUUUCCUCCAGAAGAAUGUACUGCAGCUGCGUUGCAUGUCAGCACUUUCUGCAAGUGCAAAGUUACAUCAUGCCAAGGGGUGGGGAGUGACAGUUCCACCCAGUGACUCCAGCAACCACACCUAGAAAGCUACCUCUUCCUGAGCAUUUAAAAAAAAUGUAGAAAAAGCCAAGGAGAGUCCAGGAAGAAACAGUGGAAGCCUACUUUCAGUUGACUAAGAACUACCUCUUGAGGAAAGAAAAAAGGGAUUUCUGCUAUGUCUGGAGAAGUGACACCAUUAAUGGUCAUACACACUUACAGUCUGUAAGUGCUUACCAAUUUCAAACACAGUAACCUGAAAUUAGAGUAUCAGUUAUGACUUCUAGAUAGCCAAAUCAAAAUAUUAACCAAAAUAAGCAGUAAUACAUAUCUAAUAUUCCUCACUCACUGCAUACUAGUUAUUAACAAUGUAAAACACAUCCAGCCAAACAACACGGAAACUUAGAGCCAAGUUUAUGAAAACUAUCUGUUUAUGGGCUAGUGUAUAAAAUGAUCUUUUGAUCUUGUAACUACUGGGGUUACUUGUGCAGAAAAGACUCUCUGGCAUGCCUACAGAGCCAGAGGAACAUCUGGUAACAUCUGCGCACAUGAGAAAAACUGAAAUACAUAUACAAUAAGAUUCUGAGAAGAAAAAGUCAAUGUCAAUAAAGCCUUUGCCUCAGAACUACAUUUUCAACUCUGUAGGUGGAUUAUAUGAUGACAUGUUUCUGGUGUCUGUGACAAAACCAAAUAGUCCAAGAAGUUCAACUUCUUCCAUUCCCCUGUUUUGUCUUCCUGUGUCCACCCUUCAGUCCUUUGAGACUACAUUCUUAGGUCAUCUAAAUUCGUGAGUACCUCAGUAUGUAGUACUUUAGACUAGGCGGGGAUGGACAAACGCUGUGAUACCAGCCAUACCAAGCUAAUCAUUUUACAAAAAAGGAUUUACAACAACUUUUCACUGUAACCCAAGUUAGCUUUUUAUGUAAUCAUUUGUUCAUAGGAUGAAAUCAUAAAUUAAUCCAUCUUUUAGUAUUUCCUGUGACCAUGCAGAUCUAAUCCUUUAAUUUUGACAUGUUCAUUUUGGUGACGUCAAUAAGAUUUCCCUUCAUUAUAUUUAAUUGAAAAAAAAUGUCUUAAGAAAAUAAAAGACAAACAUCAGCAAUUUAAGCUAUUGAUGUGGAAGACAAAGAUAAUUCAUGUGUGCAGAAGACUCCGAGUAAGCCAUCUAACUUCUAUACCU
Peromyscus leucopus (white-footed mouse) is the source of this 3408-nucleotide messenger RNA. It is a transcript of the gene Epgn, whose product is annotated as epithelial mitogen. The record is from RefSeq and is a predicted model, not a curated record. Gene Ontology annotation, biological process: positive regulation of mitotic nuclear division; positive regulation of cell population proliferation; epidermal growth factor receptor signaling pathway. Lineage: Eukaryota; Metazoa; Chordata; Mammalia; Rodentia; Cricetidae. The transcript has 5 exons. Bases 164 to 715 code for a protein of 183 amino acids.